Molecule: messenger RNA, 5154 nt
Organism: Neoarius graeffei (lesser salmon catfish)
Lineage: Eukaryota; Metazoa; Chordata; Actinopteri; Siluriformes; Ariidae
Gene: ppp1r10
Product: protein phosphatase 1, regulatory subunit 10
Exons: 18
Coding region: 1438-3810 (790 amino acids)
Cellular component (GO): nucleus
Molecular function (GO): metal ion binding
Source: RefSeq, a predicted model, not a curated record
AUUUGAAUCGAAAUUUAAGUUAAUCAGUUAGUUGCCUGUCUUGAAAAUGAUAAAUUCUUACUUGAAAGCUGUGAUGCUAAAUAAAGCGAGUAAAAGCUAGCUAGUUAGCGUAUGAGCUCACACCGCAAAGUUAGCAGUGGCUACAACGCCCUGUUUCUCUUUGUGUGUGUGAGACGGAUUCAUAUUCCAUUUAAUUAUUUAAAAGAAACUAAAUAUAAGCUAGCGAUCGCUUCUCAUAAGCAAUCUAUUCAUAAAGAUUGCCGCAUAAAAAACAGGAUGUAAUUAACUUUGUGCUUUUGAAACCAGAGCUCAUUGGGAUGUACAUUUCAACGCAAUCUGCCCAUAAAGAUUGCACGAUGAAGACUGUGGAUAUAUACUCCUACUACAGGGGCUGAAAUGUUUGAUUAAUACUGGCUUAUCUUUUGUAGCUCCGGGUGAAAUAAACCUCAAAAAAAGUGUAUACAUGGCAGUUGGGUUAGCUUAUAGUGUGGUGUUUUUUUUUUUUUUGCUGCGAAAUGUGUCGAAGCUCAUGUUUUGCUUUCUAAAAUGGCGGACAAGUUGUCGUUUGCUAGCUAAGAUGACAAGGGCAAUGGCGGAUUUGGGUUAUCACCAGAUCAGAUCGGAUUUGUUUUGCUUAAUUUGCUGCCUUGUGUUGUUUUUGAUCAGAAUCGGUCGGAUUUUUAUUUUAUUUUAAUUUUUUCCUGCACGAUUGUGAAUAAAUGGAUGAAAUGACCGUAAAUACUUUUUCAUCGUGGCUGGUAGCUAUAUUUCAAAAUGGCGCCUGGGCUUCUUCACGAACGCGAAGCGGUUAAAAGGGAAAAGAGGGCGGGGCUUCUGUGCGCUUUGGGGAAUCCAAGAAGCACGCAUGCGCACGCAGGGGUUCUGACAGAUGGUGAAAGCCACAGUAGGGCUUUCUGUAAAUUCCCCAUUUAUAUAAUAACGCGUCUGUUGAACACAGCCUGCUCUGGUUAUUGUUAAAUCAUCACCGGGUUUGGUUCGUCAUGUAGAUUUAUUCUGACUCCAUUUUCAGGAUAACAGUAGCUAUAUUGUGUUUAAAAAAAAAAACAAGCAUGAACUUAUUACUAUUUUUUGUCCCAGACCUGAGAUAAACACUGAUGUUUAUGACCCUUAUAAAGGUCUUUAAUUAUAAUCCAGGAAUAACUCUUUCCAUCUAUUUGUAAAUGUGAUGUGAUGUUUGUUUUCAAACGUACAAGUUUAUUCACUAGUAUAAUAUUUGUGAUAUUUCCAUUUCCGGCGCGUUCACUUUUGUCUUUCCUGGGUUCCCUGAGUAACUUAUUAGCUUUGUUUACUUAUUGUGUUGUACGUGUCUAAGUAACAGUUGUGACAUUUUCAGGAGUGUGUAUUGUACCGUGUAACGGAGCUCGAUACUGAAUUCAGAGACUAAAAAAAACUUCGACAACACUUUUACGGGCUGUAAUGGCCGUGGGCCCAGUGGACCCCAGGGAAGUGCUGAAAGGAGUGGAGGCUCUAUUGGGAAAGGAUGGUGAGCUCCGAAGCCUGGAGGGUGUUGCUAAAGUAUUCAGUCUUAUGAAGGCCUCUCAUAAAAUGGUCAGCAGGUGCAUGUAUCUGAAUAUCUUGCUGCAGACCAAGUCACAUGACAUUCUUAAUCGAUUUAUCCGUGUUGGUGGCUAUAAGUUGCUGAACUCUUGGUUGACUUAUGCUAAGACGACCACCAAUACCCCAAUGCUGCAGCUCAUUCUGCUCACUCUGCAGAAACUGCCUCUCACAGUCGACCAUCUCAAACAGAACAACACAGCAAAGUUGGUUAAACAUCUGAGCAAGAGCGGGGAGACCGAAGAGUUGAGAAAGCUUGCCUUGAUUCUGGUGGAAGGUUGGAUGGCCAUCAUUCGCUCUCAGAGUGUUUCCAGUGGCGCCUCGCCUAACGACAAGAAACGAAAGAAGGAAGAACUUAAACUGCGCCCUGAGGUAAAGGCUGGGGAGAAAGGGACAGAAGAGGAGAGGAAAAGAGAAAAGCCAAAGGCCCAUGCACCUAGUCAUGCGAAGAUUCGCUCCACAGGUUUGGAGGUCGAGACUCCAACACCCGUCCCUACGAAAAAGGUUCCUGCAGUCCCCCAGCUGGGAGAUAAAUACAACAUCAAACCUGCUGUACUUAAGAGGCCUAGCUCUGGUUUAUCUGAUGCUCCGCCUGUGGAGAAAAAGUACAAGCCUCUUAACACCACCCCGAACUCAGCCAAAGAAAUCAAAGUCAAGCUCAUUCCUCCACAACCUAUGGAGAGCCUGGGCUUUCUGGAUGCGCUCAAUUCUGCUCCAGUGCCUGGAAUCAAGAUCAAGAAGAAGAAACCUAAGGCAGUCUCUCCUACCUCUAACAAGCCAUGUCCGUUUGAAAGCAAGUCGCAGCCAUACUCAAGCACGCAGACCAAGCCGCCUUCCCCCGAGGCUCCUGCGUCUCACACUCCUCCACACGAGCCCCAAGACCUGGAACAGCCAGGGACGCCUGUCCCCACGGAGGACCCUGAAGCUAUGGACACUGAUAAGCCGAAUGCACUGUCAGAGCCACGUGGAGAGGAAGAGAGCCUGACAAAGAAAGGCAAGAAAAAGAAGAGUGUUCGCUGGGCUGAGGAAGAGCAGCUCAAAGAAUACUUUUACUUCGAUCUGGAUGAGACAGAAAGAGUAAACGUCAAUAAGAUUAAAGAUUUUGGUGAAGCAGCCAAGCGGGAGCUGAUGAUGGACAGGCACACGUUCGAGAUGGCCCGUCGACUCUCGCAUGACGCCAUGGAAGAGCGGGUGCCCUGGACACCACCGCGACCUUUGACCCUGUCAGGCAGUCUGGUCAUUUCAGGGUCCAACAGCAGUGAGAAGCUGACCCAGAGGGACAGAGAGAUGGGCAUCCUCCAGGAGAUCUUCCUCAACAAGGAGAGUGUCCCAGACAGCCCACACGAGCCAGAUCCAGAGCCUUACGAGCCAAUGCCGCCACGUCUCAUUCCUCUAGACGAGGACUGCACGAUGAUGGACGAUAGCUAUAUGGAAACUGCCGAUACUGCUGCAUCGGGCCCUCCUGCUGCGACCCAGGAGGGCUCCAAGCUACCUCCUGUCCUUGCUAAUCUCAUGGUCAGCCUGAACAGCAACCGCAGCCCCCAAGCUCAGAGCAAUGCUCCACCUCCCAACAAUCCAGCUAUGAACGUCCAAGAACUCCUCAGCUCCAUCAUGGGGGCUCAGGGUUCUAACCAGUCAGCAGAGGACCUCAUUAAGCAGCCUGAUUUCUCUGACAAGAUCAAACAGCUUUUGGGAUCUCUGCAGCAGAAUCAGAACCAAAACCAGCAGGGCAAUGCUCCACCUCUGAACGCGGGUCUGCUUGGCCACGGUCCUGGCGUGAACAUUAACAACAACAACAUGAACAUGCAAAUGCCCAUGAAUGGCGGUUACCCACCAAACAAGCCACCUGGCGGGCCUCAUUUCAGUCACCCGCCCCCUCCUCAUGGGCACGGACCCCCAUUCGGUGGAGGAGGUCCACGCAUGAUGGGUCCUCCACCCGGACCUCAGGGCAGAGGAGGGGACAACGGAAACUACUGGGGAGACGACUCUAUGCGGGGAGGACCACACCGGGGCGGCCAUUUCCACCGUGGAAGAGGAAGAGGAGGAGAUCAAGGAUUUAGAGGACGGGGAGGACGAGGGGGACCACGUGGAGGACACAACAACAUGGGUGACAUGUCCAAAAGACCUGUGUGUCGGCAUUUCAUGAUGAAAGGGAACUGCAGAUACGAAAACAACUGCGCGUUCUACCAUCCGGGUGUGAACGGUCCUCCUCUACCCCCUCAGCAUGGACAUUAACUCGGACCUCAGUAGACUCUCCUCAACCCUGAACACACUGGUUGUGAUCCUGCCACUUACUUUCAUUAGAGGGCAGUAGAGCACAUGGAAGACUUCUUCUUCUUCUUCUUUUUCUUUUUUCAAACAAGACCAUUUGAUUCCUCUUCAGUGUUUACAGCUGCCUGAUCAGAGGAGAUGCACCAAUAGUCCGGCCGAACCUCAACACCGUUUUCCCUCGUUUGUCUUAUUAAGCUUAUUAAUGACUUCUUCAUAAGAACAAACCUGCAGUGAUUGUGUGUAAAUAAGCUCCUCUUGUGUAAAUAUAAACACUCAGUGUUAAGAUCACUCGUGUAGAUAUUAUAUAUAUAUAUUUUUGAUGUAAUAUGACCCUGACUUAAAACUGCUGAAAAAUGUGCCACUCUUUGAUGACCACUAUUGUAGCUUACCUUUUGAUUUACACUGUUAUACGAGUUGUAUUUGCUUUGGUGGUACUUAUGAUUUUUUUCCCCUUCUUUUUUAUUAUUAUUAUUAUUAUUAUUAUUAUUAUUAUUUUCUUUUUUUAUAUAUAUAUAAACUGAGACUAUGAAUUUGGUUCAGCACUAUAAGAACAUCUGAGAUGCAAGUUUUUUGUUUUUUUUUUUAAUUCUAGAAUGGUUGGAAAUGUGCUGCUUCUCCGUUUUAAGCAGGUUCACUUUAUAGACAGUGACUCUGUUAUCACCUGUGGUAUAUAACAGCACAUUCUAGCACCUCACCAUCUUUAUUCCAAAAGCUGUUGGAUGAACAGCUGUGUCCUCGGCUGAUAUAAAGGUGGUGCACACGAAAAGUCUGCAUGGCUCAUAACGUUCCCUACAUUGCUGUUCAUGUUUUUGGAUAUUCUAAACAGGACUUGUGUUUAAAAAAUGACAAUCAGGACAAUUAGGGUGUUAUCAUUCAUUGUUAUUUCAUUCAGUCUGUGUGUGUGUCCCCGUGUAUUCACUCUCAAUCUAUGACUUGUCCUGGUCAUGGUCAUGUCACAUGUGUCCUCAUACAGCAGUGCUGAACUGAGCUGAAGCCUCUGAACCACUCUUUGGGCCAGCACUAGUGUUUUCUGUGAAAACAGUGGCCUUUGUGUCUCUUGUGGGACUGGAUUCAUUGUUUGUCUUUCUUUUUCCGGUUUUUUUGUAAAAAGUCAGAUUUUUUUUAAAUAUAUAUUUUUUAUUUUUACCUCUAUCCAAAUGAGGUUUUGUUUGUGUUAUAUUAGUGUGUCUGAUUUACAAUAUGCUGCAAAGACACAUUUAUAAGCAUAUAUAAAACCUGUCAAGGAUUUUUCUACAUGUAAUAAAUGUUAUAAAAAUAAACUGUUGUCGAGUAAUAAUCAUAGUAGUU